AUGGUAGUGAGCCGCGAGAGCGUCAAUUUUAAGUCCCUUCGGUUUAUAUUCUUGUUCUGUAAUUCUCGUGUGGUGAAUGCUUUCGUCUGGUUCUUCCCCAGAUUAUUCCGAAGAAGAACCGGCACGAGAUCUGCAAGUACCUCUUUCAAGGUGCGGGCUAGGGCUAGCGUCGGGUCUCCGAUCCCGGCGCCUAUUUAUUUGCUUUCUGUUAUUGCUCCUCUCUUCUCUCUGACGGCUUGCGCUCUUGGCGAUGACAGAGGGUGUUCUGUUUGCAAAGAAGGACUACAACCUGCCCAAGCACCCGUUGAUCGACGUACCGAACCUCCAGGUUAUUAAGUUGAUGCAGAGUUUCAAGUCGAAGGAAUAUGUGAGGGAGACAUUUGGCUGGAUGCAUUACUACUGGUACCUCACCAACGACGGUAUUGAGUUUCUUCGUACCUACCUCAACCUUCCGUCGGAGAUUGUGCCGGCUACCCUUAAGAAAUCUGCCAAGCCAUUGCCAUCUCGCCCCAUGGGCGGGCCCGGCGACCGCCCUCCCAGGUGUUACUUCGUUACUUUUGUCUUUCUUUCCCUAAAUUUUAUUUACAUUAUUGAUAUAUUUAUUUGGUCAUCUUUGUUCGAUUUUGUGGCAGCAUGAUGCCAUUCGAUGGGCUUAUUGUCACUUUAAUUUGAUACUUAUUAAUUCGCUUUUUUUCGGUAUAGGCGCUUUGAUGGUGACCGACCAAGGUUCGGCGACAGAGAUGGGUACCGUGGAGGUCCUCGUAGCGGUCCAGGCGACUUCGGUGACAAGGGUGGCGCCCCGCCUGAGUUUCAGCCUUCAUUUAGGGUAAGUUCCCGAGUUCGAGCCGUCUUUUAAAGAUGAAAAAUGUGGUUUGUGAUUUCCAUCAUUCUACAACUGCGCCUUUGGUCAGUCACACAUGGCGACUAGUUUCGGUAGAAACAGAGUCUUGAAAAUUCGAUUGUGGUGCAAGCAUCUUCAUGCCUUGCGUAAAUUUUGAGUGGAUAUUGUUUUUGCAUGUAAUUUGGUUUCCUUUUUUUCUAGAGAGACGAAGUUGACCAAUCCCUGCCGGUUAUCAAGCAAUUGUAUUGACGAUUGCUUCUGAAUCCUGGAAAUUUCCUUAUAACAACGUCUGUGUUUCUCCCCGUAUCAAAAUAUUCUGGCUGUUAAGUAACCCUUUCUUCAGACCGGAAAUUAAUUCUCACUGAACCGUAUUUUACUGGUUCCCAUCUAUCAACCUCUGAGCUCGUGUUCUCUGGUUUCAUGUCUUCAAUCGUAUUUUAGCCCUCCAGUUAGGGCCCUUCAGUAUCGAGUUAUCUUUAUCAGCCUACCUGACGCUUAUCUACUUGAAUUUACCGUAGGGGCUUCUAAUGUGAGCAUUUAGAAGAAGUUAAACAUUUUGCAAAAGCUAGUAUGAUUUGAUUUUAGUUGUCCAUGCUAUCCAUGUAUCACAUACUUGAAUAGUUACGUCCACCUCUUUACGGCUGUCUGAGAAAAUUACCAAUGCUGCUUUUUCCUCCAGCAGUUGACCAAUACUUUAAUCUUUGUUAGAAUGAGAGUAACCCAAUCAUGAAAUCAGAUGCCGUGUUUAAUUGGUUUGACUAUUUUCUUAUGCGGAAGUGGAGAAUGUGACCAUGUUUAGGAUAUUGAACUUUUUCAAACUUAUCAUAGUUUAAUACCAUUUAUUUUGACGAAUCCUCGUCACAGACUCGACUUUCUGAACGAAACCAAUGAAACAUUUCCACUAGUUGAUUGGAGACGCCAAGUAGUGUUCUUAAACAAAACCCUUUUCAAAAUUUAGCCAUAAGUUAACGUAGAUGAUGAAAUUCGUGGACAUUAUCGUCUGUUAUUUCACAGUUUUGUGCAUGGCAAGGUCAUCUGGUGUUUGUGUGAAUCAGAUAUCAGAAAUCACUCGUUGAUCAACAGAUCAGUUCAAAUCUGAGAUGCUUGUUAUCUACAGGGUGGCAGCAGGCCAGCUUUCGGCCGUGGCGGCGGUGGCUAUGGUGCGCCUGGUGGCAGUUACGCAGCUCCUGGGUCCUCCUCCCUCGAGUAG
Molecule: messenger RNA, 2051 nt
Organism: Spirodela intermedia
Lineage: Eukaryota; Viridiplantae; Streptophyta; Magnoliopsida; Alismatales; Araceae
Source: the annotation of a GenBank genome assembly